GGACGAGUUACUUUGUCAAUGUCAGUGCUUAAUAUCAGGCGAUGCCAUAAAAAUUGCAGUGCUUCGCUGUCAUCAAUGAAAAUGAAAUCAGGAUCAGCUUCUGUCACUUUUCCAAAAGAUACACAUUCCGAUCAUAACCAACCAAAACUCGUCGGUCACGUGAUCAUAAUCACUCGGCCAAAUACAAAGACGCCUCGAUCAUAAUCAACCACGAAAUCGGUCGCGUGAGUUUUUGAAGCGGGGUCGAUCGGAUCCCGAUAUACGAACGAAGAAUUUUCGUGUUGUCGGUAACCAUAAUCAAUAAAAACAAAAUUAUCAUUGUCCCGAGCCAGACGAAAGACAAAGAGUUCUCAAUCGUCCAGUUUAUAAAUGUUUUUUCAAUCGUCCGCUCUAGCUAGGGUCUAUUUUCGCUUCGCUUUCUUCUCUUCAACCCAACGCGACAGGCUAAGCAUACCAAAUCUCGCAGUUCGCUCCGGCUACAGUGACCUACUCAAAAUCCAACUUUGAUUUUUUUACAUUGCAAUAUAAUGCUUUUCUGCAAGUAAAAGCUCAAACGAGGUACUUACUCAAGUUGUUAUUUGGCACCCGCUCGUCUCUACUGCGCACCUGGCCUUUCGUCUCGCUCGUGCCUUCUCAGUUUUUUCUAGCACAACGAUUAUCAUUGUACUCCAUGGCUUAGUAUCCGUAUCGUUUCGGUUUCCUUGACUCAGUCUUGUUUGCUAUUCCUAAAAAGUCAGAAGCAGAACAAGUAGAAACUACUGCGCAACUAUUCAAUUUUAAAGAGUUGAGGUUGGCAGCGCACGAAUAAAAUGAAAAUGAGUGCGCAACAAGGAGUCCGCUGGCGUGCGAUUUACUUUUGGUUCAUUAUCGUUGCGGUCGGCAGUUUUUGUGAAAUGUUCCAAUUCACCGCAGCUCUCCGAACGCAACUUCGGGCUCCGUCAAGGCCUGCGGGGAAACGUGAAGCGAGCGGUUGUUUGGGCAAGCAGACAGCCAUUUUUGUUGUCGCCGCAGGCAUCGCGGGGCUACAAGAACUAGCCGUUCAACAACGUCUUAAUGUUGGUCUAAGGGAGGACGAGCCCCCACAGCUGAGACUGACGGACAGCUGCCCUACUGGUAUAUGAAUCUGCUCAAAUAAUAUGUUUCACAGAAGUAACACCGUCAUCCUGAAAUAUUAUCUCAGGAUGAGGGUGUUACUUGGGUAGAUGUCAAGUUGAUAGAAGCAGCUACUGGAGCUCGAAUCAUUUUCAUUUCGUGCUAGAAAUCCAAUGCACAUCAGCAGCAGCUAGUAUGUAGAACCAGGUCUAGUUGUAGAAGUCGUAAACAAUAUUUGUUAAGUUAAUUGGUUGAGCAGCGUAAAAUGGAAUAUACAAUUACUUAUAGGUGGUGGUCUGGGUCCGUACGGCGCUACACAAAGCGAAGGAAGACUCCACGACCUUCAGUACGCGUCUAAGGUAGACACAGAAAACGAUAUGAUGCCGACCAAAGCCGCCAAGCUCGUUGCCGACAAGGCUUUGCAAGAUUUCGGUGCGCGGGUGUUGUCUUCUGCGGACAAUGCGACUUCUGACAUCGCAGAAGUCGCUGGAAACCUUUCUACGCAGGGAUGGGCGUUACUUUCCCGAGACAUCAUAGAGCUGCCUGACAACCUGGAGGGUGACAACUUCAUACCUGCUGGCUAUCCAAAAAAUAAUCCACCGGCUCGAAAGUAUGCAAAAGGCUGGCUCACAUCACACGCACAGAACAUUGCAGCUUCGAUCACGGACGCUCUUGCUGCACGGCAGCCUGCGAAUAAUCGCCGCGGAAGUGAAGAAGGAGAAAGCUUUCACAGUGGCAGUGCGCCCCCCCUUCUGAUCGCGCUGCCACCAGCGAGACUAAGCCACGUCCUCUGGGAGGAUGGCGAGGACGUUUCGAUUACUCCUUUCGAUAAAAGUUUCAGGGUGCCGUUUUUCCACAGGGACAACAACUACGCCGCGAAUGCACAGUGGUUCAAUGCAGCGGGGAUUUCAUCUCCAGGCCAGCGCCGGGGCCGGACCGGUGCCGCAGGCGGGGCUUUGGGUCAAGUAGUCUCGUGGUGGGUACCUCGAAGCAACGAGGAGGGCAAUGUUGCGCGCCAGCUAGUGAUUGCGAACGCGCAAACCUACAAGGGUGUAAACAAUUUUACGGCGCGCGAUGCUUCCGGGGCGCCAGUUCCGUGCAAUAUAGAGACGAGUUUGCAACACGGACCUUUGGCCCGUGGUGCGCCGCACAUUAUCCCUACUGCCUGUCUGGCCGACAAACUGCAUCGCGAGGAGGGCGCCGACCUGGCGGUAACGCCACCUGACGGAAACUUUGUCUUAAUGUUUUGGGGACACACAAAUCAAGAGAAAAUGGCGGAGCGUUACCGCGACGCUAGCCUCCUAUCAAGUGAUAGCGUUGUAGUUCCAGAAAUCUUUCCACCCGGUCCGGGCAUUCCACAUGCGUCGCUUUGGAAUGAGCAACAGAGAUGCCGAGCCGGCCCGAGUUACAACGCGCGGUCGGCAGUCGGGUUGCUGCGCGAUCUUGAUGCUGAGAGGAUGCUGCAAGAGUGGCGGAAAGCGAACGAGAGAUUGAACGAGCACAACACCCAGAUGCAGUCAGAAGGAAAGAUGGAGCACAUUUACCCGCAAGCCAUUGGCGCGCUACCCUGGUACCUCUUGCGCGAAAAGUUUUCUUCGAUUACCCUCGGCCCCGAAGACAGGGAAAAUCUGCAGAAAGUGCGCGCCGCGCUAGAGGAAAUCUACAAGGGUGAUUUGGACGAGAAAUCGAAGCGGGAGGUGCGAGAAAUCGUUGGUGGUGCGCUCGAUUGCAAAAGCAAACGUACGCGCAAGCAGGAAUGGAAAAAUAGAAAACAUUUCAAGAAACAUCCGAGGCGUGUGAAAAGAAAAAGUACUUGAAGAAGACAUCGGUAGUGAACGCAUUCAAGAUGAACUUGGUGGACCACCGGCAGACUCAUUUUCGUUUUUUUUCUACCGCUCUUUGUGGUCUUUCGUUUACAUGUUUCUUUCAGAAUAUCAAAGGUGCGGUGCUGGACGUAGAAGCAGUACUCUAAAGAGUUGUAAGAGAGCCAUCGCCAUCAACAUGCAGAGGAACCGUCCUAUCCGUAUCGGUAUCCUUAAGGAGGCGUUUCAAAAUGUGAACACAAUUUCAAUUUGAACGCUGACAUUGAUAAGCGCGUUGCAGCAUGCACGAAUAAAUUCAAAUGACGAGGAGAAAGCAACAACUGUCACCGCGAUAGUAGUACGAAUUUCAAUUUGAAUGUAUAAUGUGGAUUUUUUUUUGAGCAGCAAGUCGGUGGUCUUGAUUUUUGUGAGAACUCGGGAAUGGAAGAAGGGCCGGUGCUGGGUGUUAUCUCCCAAAAAGGCAGACACUCAGGGACCUGGACCACCGCCCAGCUCAUUACCUGAACUGAGAGCCCCUGCGGGUGAACAAGGAUAGUAGAAGUAGUACGCUUUACAUCGCAUACGAGAAUUCACGCCAGCGAUCUCCAAGUUUAUAGUUGUUAGGGCUCUCAAAGUAUUCUUCAAAUACUUGAAGGCUUUCCAGGUUUCCGGUUUUGCUGUCUGUUGAAAAAGAGUGACUUCUAAUUCUAAACGCGAAACGCGACAAACCAUUUUCUGGCCGAUCCUGGAGUUGCGAGUGCGUGGCUUCAGUUUUGAGCCCAAAUUGGGGGGCAGAAAGCUGCCCACCAAUUUCAACGCCCCAAGUCGAAGACGAAGUCCAAAUGCAAGGAAGACUUUAUUCGACGAACGCGAUGAAACAGUUACAGUUGUAGUAAAGUAGUAGUAGUAGUCGUAGUUUGAGCAGCAAGAUGAUGAUGGGGAGAGUGAGGUGGUGGCGAUGGAAGAAGCUACAUUUGCAAAAAAGUGCAAUGCUGUGAACACACACCCAGGGCGCUGCUACCAAGAAAGUCAGUCGCAUGCAGAGGGGACGUUUCCUCCUGUUUGCGCGUUUUGGAAUGGGACUGAGUGCAGUCUGAUCAUGUAUGAUGAGUUAUGGGUUUAGGGUUUGAAGUGAAGAAACUGUUCUGUAACUGGACGUCUUCGUUGUCUCGCCUUACUUUGUUUUCGCAAUGUGCAGAAAGACAAAAACAAUGAAAUCGCCCCUGCAGAGCAGUACGGCGACAUGGAC
Molecule: messenger RNA, 4143 nt
Organism: Amoebophrya sp. A120
Lineage: Eukaryota; Dinophyceae; Syndiniales; Amoebophryaceae
Source: the annotation of a GenBank genome assembly